Messenger RNA from Topomyia yanbarensis, 1942 nucleotides. RefSeq names its product etoposide-induced protein 2.4 (gene tank). The record is from RefSeq and is a predicted model, not a curated record. Gene Ontology annotation, cellular component: endoplasmic reticulum. The transcript is spliced from 4 exons. NCBI's taxonomy places the organism in Eukaryota, Metazoa, Arthropoda, Insecta, Diptera, Culicidae. Gene Ontology annotation, biological process: macroautophagy. The coding region runs from base 246 to 1556 and encodes 436 amino acids.
AGACUUUGCAGCUGGUCUUGAACAUUAGUGGUCGUGCACAAUACUCAGUCUCUUCACCUGUCCAUCAUCGUCACGCUAGUGCGCUGUUUGCCCAUCAGGAUGAGACGUAUUUUUUGUGUUGGUUGAAGCAAAGUAGAAAUCGAGAGCAGAAGUUACUCCCUUUCUUUAUUCGCAACAAAAACAUAUAACUUUUAUGUUUCCGUUUAUUCCUGAUUGAUUAUUUCCAUGCAAUCUUCUUUUACACUAUGGAUAGUUUAUACAACGUAGGGACUGCAAUAUUACUCGGCAUAUUUGAUAGCAUUAAGGGAAUAGCGGUAGUUUUUUACCUAGAUAGGGAAGCGAACCGGAAAUCGCUACAGCCGAAACCGACCCGCAUCGAACCGGGCCGUGCGACGAAGGAGAGCUUGUCCACCCCGAGCCAGCAGCAGCCGCAGCAAUUUCCACAUCAGACUGUAUCAUCCUCGCCGAGGUCGGGGAACGUCAACAAAGACAACGUCAAACGAAAGGAUGAAUCCAAGGUCCUGCAUCGUGUGCUUCAGUGUUGCCUCCUGAACGGUGGUGUCUUCAUGCUAAGCAUCCUUAUGUUCGAAUAUGGCGUUCUACCUGGACUGAACUAUUCCCUUUCCUAUCUAUUUUCCAACUCCGGUACGGUGGCCACCGUUUGGGGCUGGAUGAAACCCUCGCUAUCGUUGCUGUUCCACAGUUUUUGGGUGGCACCGCUGUUUCUGCUCAGCAAAAUCGUCAACAGCCUCUGGUUUCAAGAUAUAGCAGAUUCAGCCUACAAGAUUCGGAAAGGACGACCCCAGCUAAUCCCCAGCAUAAGCAAACUGAUAGCCGACACCCUGAUCAGCCUGCUCAUUCAGAUUCUGUUCCUGCUGCAGAGCACUGUCAUCAAGUAUCUGCCCAUCCCGGUACCGUUCGCAUGCAGCAUCCUGUACAUUGUGCAUAUGAGUUUACUCUGCUCGCUGUACGCAUUCGAGUACAAGUGGUUCAACAUGGGCUGGGAACUGCACAAACGAUUAACGUACAUUGAAACCAACUGGCCGUUUUUCAUCGGCUUCGGUCUACCGUUGGCAAUCAUCUCCGAGCUGCCCAACUCACUCGUCAUCAGUGGCUGUGUAUUUUCUGUGCUGUUUCCGCUCUUCAUCCUCAGUGCCAACGAGGCAACACCGAAAGUGGGGGUGUGCGAAACUCCACUGAAACUAUUCUCGCUGGUGGUAGCCAUCACCAACGCCUUGUUCAGCAGCCGAACCAAGCUAGGCAAAGCUGCCCUAUCGACACCGAUUAGUGCCAACCAAGGAACACCUGGCGGUUCGAUGAGAAUAGGCCGCGGCAUGUCGCCUCCCCUAUCGAGCAGCACGCCAACGCCAUCUCUCAACUAUCAGUUAAAUCAGCAGCAAAAAAUUCGACAGCACCAACAUCAUCACCGACAGCAUCGCCAUUCGUCACCGUCGUCGACGACGGUCGGUUCCGUUGCUGGAGCAACUGUUGACUCGGUGAUGGCUUACCAGCAACAACAGCAGCAGGCCGUACUGAAUCGUAACUUUAGGCGAUAAAACAUAUACACACAAGAAAGAAAAAAACAAGAUGAUAGAAUCGAACACAACUCUCGCGGUGCGUGUCGCAAACAAGUGAUCAACGACUAAUUAGGAUACCAUAGCACAUAAUAACCACACAAGCGAACCAAUUUUGUGCGACAAAAUAAUCAUCGGAUAGAAUGUUGAAUGGUGCUCAGUUUAGGUUUCGGUUUUUGUUUGUCUUGUUUUGCGAAGGAAUGUUCUCCGAGUUUUUUGUCGCCUUAGGUACAAGCUACCGCAUAGUGUAAAACCAUCGUGACAAACUUAUUGCUGUUUUUUUAUUAUACUUUUUUGUAAUAAAGGUAAACGAUCAGACUGCUUUUUCCUCUCUAGAAAGGAAACACAAGAUGAUUUCUCUGAGAUUA